Molecule: messenger RNA, 3398 nt
Organism: Micropterus salmoides (largemouth bass)
Lineage: Eukaryota; Metazoa; Chordata; Actinopteri; Centrarchiformes; Centrarchidae
Gene: fbxl3l
Product: F-box and leucine-rich repeat protein 3, like
Exons: 5
Coding region: 334-1629 (431 amino acids)
Biological process (GO): entrainment of circadian clock by photoperiod; G2/M transition of mitotic cell cycle; SCF-dependent proteasomal ubiquitin-dependent protein catabolic process
Cellular component (GO): cytosol; nucleus; SCF ubiquitin ligase complex
Molecular function (GO): protein binding
Source: RefSeq, a predicted model, not a curated record
CGUGGGUCACGACACAGCAAUAACAAACACACCCACAAAUAUAAAUGAGUCAAAGUAACGGCAGACUGAAUGUAGAUAUGUGUUUCUGCAUGCAUGAUGGUGGAUGGAGAUGCAGGCAGGCAGAUCCAUGUUUUCCUGAGCUCACGUGUACCGGCUGCUCGUCAGCGCCCGUCAAGCUGUCGCUAAAGCCGAGAGGAGAGCUUAUUAUGGGAGCUGCCCCUGCUGUCCUAUAUCAGCAACAGCCAGCAUUUCUACAGUCAUCUCCAGCCAUGACUCCAAGUGAACGCCGUCUGAGCACACAACCGAGAGGAAAGUGUGUUUUUUAGCAGUUCAAUGAUGAAGCGAGGAAGGACAGGUCUCAAAUCAAAGUGCCAGCCCUUCCCCUCCCAUGAGGACAGGGCUAAGAAGCAGAGGGCGUCCGGCUUUGACCCGACUUCUUCACAGGACUGGGGUAACCUGCCCUACCACGUGGUCCUCCAGAUCUUCCAGCAUCUGUCCCUCAUCGACCGGGCCAGGGCCUCGUCUGUGUGCCGCUGCUGGAAUGACGUCUUUCACACCCCUGACCUGUGGAGAAGGUUUGAGUUUGAGCUCAAUCAGCCGGCUACGUCUUACCUGCGCUCCACUCACCCUGACCUAAUUCAGCAGAUCAUCAAGAAGCACGCUCAGCACCUGCAGUACGUCAGCUUCAAGGUGGACAGCUGCACAGAAUCUGCAGAGGCAGCAUGUGACAUUCUCUCCCAGCUGGUGAACUGCACCAUUAAGACCCUGGGGCUGAUUUCCACAGCACGGCCCAGCUUCAUGGAUGUGUCUCAGGCUCACUUUGUGUCGGCACUGACAGUGGUGUUUGUCAACUCCAAGUCCCUGUCCUCCAUCAGGAUUGACGAUACGCCAGUGGAUGACCCAUCCCUGAAGGUGCUGGUUGCCAACAACAGCGACACCCUGAAGUUACUGAAGAUGAGCAGCUGUCCUCAUGUCUCCCCAGCAGGUAUCCUGUGUGUUGCAGACCAGUGCCAUGGCCUCAGGGAGCUGGCGUUGAACUACCAUCUCCUGAGUGAUGAGCUCCUGCUUGCCCUCUCCUCUGAAAAACACGUCCACUUGGAGCACCUGCGCAUUGACGUGGUGAGCGAAAACCCUGGCCAGACACAAUUUCACACCAUCAAAAGAAGCAGCUGGGAGGCUUUGGUCCGACACUCACCCAAGGUCAACAUCGUCAUGUACUUCUACCUUUAUGAGGAGGAGUUUGAGCCCUUCUUCUGUGAGGAGACCCCCGUCACCCACCUGUACUUUGGCCGGGCAGUUAGCAAAGAGAUGCUGGGCCGCAUCGGACUGAACUGCCCCCGGCUGGUGGAGCUGGUGGUGUGCGCCAACGGCCUUAAGCCCCUGGAUGAGGAGCUGAUCCGUAUCGCCGAACGCUGCAAAAGCUUGACGGCCAUCGGGCUGGGCGAAUGUGAAGUGACCUGCAGUGGCUUUGUGGAGUUUGUAAAGAUGUGUGGGGGCAGGCUGACUCAGCUGUCAAUCAUGGAGGAGGUAUUGAUCCCAGACAAUAGCUACAACAUGGAGCAGAUCCACUGUGAGGUGUCCAAGCACCUGGGCCGCCGGUGGUUUCCUGACAUGAUGCCCACGUGGUAGGCUCACAUGGAGCAUGAGUGGUUCUAGUGGAGGGCUUUUAAUGAACGAUAUGACUUUUAUGGACACUCACUGUGUGAAGCUCACGUGAGCAUCAUUUUAACACAUGUUACUGUUUGACCUAAGCUUCAGUAUGAGACUGCAGUGUGAUUUGCUGUUUUAGGAAUUAGGCAGGAGGCAGAAUCUCUGUCAGUGCUCCUGGUUGGCUUACUGGGUCAUUUCUAAAGCUGUCACUUGUAUCUUUAGUGCAGUGAAUUUGGUGUAAGAUUAAUAUUGCAGAUUGAUUUCUGUCAAUAUAUUGCAAUGUGAGAUUUUGGACGCAGUUAGAUUCUCUCAGUCUGUGAAGGACGGUCUGAAUUUACCGUCUGUCAGUGCAACCUUUUAACCACUGCCUGUAAAGGAAUUGUGUCUGCCAUCUGCUGGUUGCUUAUAUUAAAGGCACCACACGUCAUCAAUCAUCCUGAAAAGCAUCUCACACACUGAGUCGAUUUUUUUUUAAAGCAAAAAUUCCAACUUCGUGCUUUUACGUUGUCACAUAUCGUGUUGUUGUUCCUUUAAUUCCAGGUCUUGUUUUGUGUUGAAACGUUGUUCUUUACCUUGUAGCUAUUUCCCUUUAAGUCUCAUAUUGCCUCAUCUACUCCAGCUUAAGUGACUGAUUUCCUACAUUUCGCCCUUUUUAUCCAGCCAUUCAUAGGCAGUGAUACUACUGCAGCCCACAACUUGAGAACAAGAGUUUCCAGUCAGAGCAAAAGUCACACCUUCAUGUAAAACACAAUGGUUCUUUUGUAUUCUUGUGUAUUCGUUUAGUUUGUGUCAGCGGAGACUUUAAUAUGUUGUCCUAAACUACAGCAUCUUAAUUUGGUUGAACAUGGUGCAGUGUCACCUCACAUAAAGAAGAUCCUGGGUUUGAGCCUGGGUCAUCCCAGGCCUUUCUAUGUGGAGUUUGCGUGUUCUUCACGUAUAUGCAUGGGUUCUCUACAGGUGCUCCGGCUUCCUCCCACUGUCCAAAGACAUGCAGGCUAGGUGACUUAGUGACUCUAAAUUGCCCUUAGGUGUAAAUAUGAGUAUAUGGUUGUUUGUUUCUGUGUGGCCUGUGAUGACCUGUCCAGCGUGUACCCCACCUUCUGUCCAAUGUCUGGGAUUGGCUCCUGCCCCCCCGCGAACCCUGCAUAAGCUGGACACUUUAUGAUUUUUACAUCCAGACAAUUUCUAACAGUUGUUUUCAUUAUCAUUUUUUUCACUGCUGAAAUUUUAUUGCAUUAAAAGCUCAUUUUCUAACCUAUCAAACGUCAUUCUUGCUGGACUGCAUCUUCAGAAAUUCUCAAGAAUAAGAUGAAACACCACCAAACAACAAAAUGACCCUGGGAUACUUUGAACACUGACUAUAAAGUUAAUAAUAGUAAAACCAGUGUUUAUUCAGUUAAAAUUCUGUUGUAUCAGGUUUUCAUCAAGGUGAGAAAUGCAAAAUAUAUAUUUUUAGUGUAUUUUUAGUUUUCUGUGUUUAAAAUAGAGGCCAAACAUCUGGUAGUCGUGGUUUCUUUGUUUACCAUGAUGAUUUUUUUUUCACCGCAUGGUACACAGUAUCCAGUGCCACAUUGUGCCACAUGAUACAUCAGAUUUGCCUUGUAUUUGUUUAUUUGUAAAUAAAAUGUAAAUUGUGGUUUUCAUGUACGUGCAGCAGUGAUAGGCUUUCUCAGUUCUGCUUCAUUGUCACUUUUACUAAUUCUGUAUUUAAUUCUCAAUAAAUGUUACACCUUCUUGUGACUAUAAUA